Messenger RNA from Alosa alosa (allis shad), 2319 nucleotides. It is a transcript of the gene mmp21, whose product is annotated as matrix metallopeptidase 21. The transcript has 7 exons. The coding region runs from base 277 to 2160 and encodes 627 amino acids. Gene Ontology annotation, cellular component: extracellular matrix. Gene Ontology annotation, biological process: proteolysis; extracellular matrix organization; collagen catabolic process. The record is from RefSeq and is a predicted model, not a curated record. Gene Ontology annotation, molecular function: metalloendopeptidase activity; zinc ion binding. NCBI's taxonomy places the organism in Eukaryota, Metazoa, Chordata, Actinopteri, Clupeiformes, Clupeidae.
UUGUGAUGACUUUUAUGUCUACAUUGAUAUGGCUCAUCUUAUCCUAACAAAUUCUACAGGGGUGAUAGAAGUUCUCGAAAACUUGCCAAGUUUUUGGCAAUGAGGUGUUGGAAAGGGGAGGAUGAGAGGCUUUAUACUGUGCCAGUAGGUUAUCCCGGAGGCGGAGCAUCCGGUGGACGCAUAUAAUGCAAGCAGAGUUUACAACUUUGCAGUGAAUCCUUCGACACGAACUAGUCCACAGUACUAUCUUCUGUUGUAGACUAUACGCACACAACGAUGCUUACACUUGUACAGUUGAUCUCUUUCUUUAGUUCGACCAUCAUCGGCGCAGGGUUUGCGGAGAAACUCUUCCAUAAUCGUGACCAUUCCGAUGUAGUGAUACCCCCUUCACAUCAAGCAGAGCUAAUUACGGAUAAGGACACAGCAGAGGGUUUUCUCUCCAAAUAUGGCUUCAUAAAGCCGGUAAAGUGGGAAGACAAUCAAUGGGAUGAGGAUGAAUCAUCAGGAGACUUUGCCUCUGGAGACAUGAUGUCCCUCAUCCAAGAAGGAGACCGUACAUUGUGGUCAGGUAAUGACAAAGACCCCACUGGGAAUACACAGUUCAUAACCGCUCUCAAGGAGUUCCAGAGGGUGACAGGCUUGCCUGUGACAGGCCUGUUUGAUGAUGCCACCAAAGCCGCCAUGAAUAAGCCACGCUGCGGGGUUCCUGAUAAAGAGGCAGACUCCAACACCACUGCUGAGCAUAAUACAACCACAACGGAUGGGGACAGCGGUAAGCACAGUAACAGCACUGAAACUGACCAACAACAAAUCAAGGAUCCUGAUAACAGAACUAUGGAUACAAAACAGGACCAUACUCAUAGUCAGAGGCUCUCUCGUAAGAAACGCCACUUGGCUGCCUUGUUGGGUAAGAGCAGGAGAAGAAGGGAGGGAGAGACGGGCUACAUGGCUUUCUCUAAGACGCUGCUGAGGUGGAGGCUAAUUGGGGAGGGCUACAGUAGCCAGCUGUCCAUUGACGAUCAGAGGUACAUCUUCAGACUGGCCUUCAGGAUGUGGAGUGAGGUCUCUCCUCUCAAGUUUGUGGAGGAUUCACGCUCUCCUCUGGAGGACAUUGACAUCAGGCUGGGCUUUGGAACAGGGCGACACUUAGGCUGCACUCAGAGAUUUGAUGGCGCAGGGCGGGAGUUUGCUCAUGCGUGGUUCCUUGGAGACAUACACUUUGAUGACGAUGAACAUUUCACCGCCCCUAACGCUGGGGACGGGAUCAGCCUGCUGAAAGUGGCGGUGCAUGAGAUUGGUCAUGUGCUGGGUUUGCCACAUAUCUAUAAGCCUGGGUCCAUCAUGCAGCCCAGCUACCUUCCCCAGGAGUCCAGCUUUGAGCUCGACUGGCAAGACAGGAAAGCCAUUCAGCAUCUUUACGGCAGCUGUAAGGGUCGCUUUAGCACAGUGUUUGAUUGGAUCAGGAAGGAGAGGACUCCCUAUGGGGAGGUGAGGAUCCGUUUCAACACGUACUUCAUGCGAGAUGGCUGGUACUGGCUGUAUGAGAACCGGAACAACCGCACACGUUACGGUGACCCUGUAGCUGUACAGGUGGGAUGGCAUGGCAUACCAGCCAGCGGUGUGGAUGCGCACGUUCACGUGUGGACGCGUGGAAUCGAUGCCAUCUAUUUCUUCAAAGGUACUCAGUUCUGGAGAUAUGAGAAUGAGAAUGACCAGGUAUUCACAGAGGACGAGGAGGGUCAGCGCUACCCCAGGCCCAUCUCCGCAGGCUUCCCUGGGGUGCCCAGCCCCAUCGACACUGCCUUUUAUGACAGAAGAGAUUCUCACGUCUACUUCUUCAGAGGGGCACUAGUGUAUGCCUUUGAUGUGAAAGCCAAGCGCUUGGCAAUGGGGUACCCAAAGAAGAUCACACAGGUGUUCCCGGCAGUGUUGCCUGGUGACCAUCCUGUUGCUAACCUGGAUGUAGCUUACUUCUCUUACACACACAAUGCCAUUUUCCUACUGAAGGACACCAGGUACUGGAAGGUGGUUGGCAGCAGAGAUCGCAGGAGGAAGCCUUCACUGCCUUACAAUAGCCUACUGCCACACCGGGAAGUUGACCAGCAGUGGUUUGAUAUCUGCAAUGUCCACAGCACCGCACUGAGGAUAGCUCGCAGGUGAACAUCUGUGUCAACAUACAAAAUGUUCUGCCAACCUUUAGGACUGGUUAAGGUGUUGACAUUUGCUUUUUGGUAUCCAUUUCAAAUGGGAACCCAUUAUGAUCCCAAGAAAACAGUAGUGCAAAUUUAUAUAUCAGGGGACAAGCCCACAUAUCCUUCA